Molecule: messenger RNA, 2431 nt
Organism: Vollenhovia emeryi
Lineage: Eukaryota; Metazoa; Arthropoda; Insecta; Hymenoptera; Formicidae
Product: smoothelin-like protein 2
Exons: 6
Coding region: 1308-1865 (185 amino acids)
Biological process (GO): actin cytoskeleton organization
Cellular component (GO): filamentous actin; microtubule organizing center
Molecular function (GO): protein binding
Source: RefSeq, a predicted model, not a curated record
AGUGUCGGCGCGGUGUGCACUUGGGGGACUUGACGACGGUAAAAGCGACGUCCGUUCAAGACUUUUGCGAGUGCUCUUUGUGCGAGAGCCGGCGACACUCCGCGCCGCGCUGAACAUCGUGAUAAGAAUGCGAUUCUACACUAGUCUCGAUAUGCUACGUAAUCCGGCCGACAACGCGGAUCGUUAAACUGUGAUCUUGCCCACUUUGACUCGCACUUGGCCUGCCCUUGACAACUGCAAUCCGGGACGACGCGCACACAGCCGGUUAAUUCUAACUGUUUAGGGGUUUGCAGAUACGAUUAUUGUUACUCGUUUUCAUAAGACUGUUUCUGUAAACGUUAACUGAGAUUCUAGAGCUGUUCUUUAGGAUUUAACCGAUCCUUCACUUCCCUCCGUGUUGGCAUCGACUAGCGUUUAAUGGCAACGAUCUACCUUCUUCGUAAAAGUGAAUCCAGUAUUCCAACUGCAUUUUCUACAAAAUGCCACGUGUUUCAAUAGAAUCGAUGAUUUAAUCAACUUUCAUGGAUAAUCGAAGAGAAGCGGAAGGCAGCUCCGUUAAUAGCAGCUUGGAAUUUACGGUCUAAUUCGCCGUGUGCAAUUCUCGCGAACUUUCGCUAUCGCCGAGCUCUAGAUUCGAAAUUCGUGCCGAAGCUCUCUUCGUCCCAGUAUCACGUCUAACGAAUCUGAUUAGAAGCUGCAUAUUUGAGAAAUAGAAACGUUCCGCGACGCCGUUUUCGACACGAAUGCUACAUAGCCCUCUGCGAAAGCAGCACGUUUCGUGCAACCGCGGCGGGAUUGGACGCCGACACAUGGUCUUCGUCCAUUACGAGAGACGGUAGUGCAGAUCGAUUCAACGACCAUCAUCAUCGCCGGUGUCCAGCGCCCCACUUCUUCUCGCUCAAGAUCGCCUCGCUCGCCGGCAUGUGCGCGGGAAGAGUCGAGCAACGCGGUGCCGCUGUAUGCGCGAAACCCGCUGUAACCAGCAAGAAACGGGGAGAACACCGCGCAACGCAUCGGUCGUUCCGCCGUUACUCCGCUCGAUGCGCGAUUACAAUUAGCCACGAGCCGCAAAAUCCGCAUAUGUAAAAGAUUCGCGCGUCUUACACGCGCGACUCUCGCGCCUCUACCCCUUUUCCCAGCUCUUCUUCUCUCAACAUUUUUUUUCUCCCUUUCUUCUUUUACUUGAACCCUAGUCGCGAGCGCGACGCGCACGUUCUCGCGGACGGAGUCGCAAAGAGGACCGCGCCAAUCCCCGAAUAAAGCAACAACUAAUGCAUGUCGCUGCGGGCACGCGACGAGAGUGAGAGAUGAACGAUUCUGCUAGAUCCAGGUUUUCUAAUAAUUCGCAACCUCUGACGCCUUUGUUGCCAGGAUUCAGUUAUAGACAAUUUAAAAUAGCUCCGAAAAAGCCGCUGUCGCCGUUCGCCAAAUUUCGUCAGCUUGACAAGCAAAAUAGUUUGCCAAGCUCCCUAAAAUCACCGGGAACAGAUUUCCGACUAAAAUUUACCGAACCAACUGUACGAGACAACGCUGCGCAAAUUAAAGAGCGAUUACUGGCGUGGUGUCGGUCGAAAACCAAAGAGUACGAGAAUGUGAAGCUUGACAACUUUUCGACAAGCUGGAACAACGGUUUAGCAUUCUGCGCGUUGCUCCACCACUUCAGGCCGGACGCUUUCGACUACAAUUCUCUACGUCCGGAGAAUCGCAGGAAAAACUUCGAACUCGCUUUUACGAAGGCCGACGAAAUCGCUGGAAUCGCGCCGUUACUCGACGUCGAGGACAUGGUGAUGAUGCAACGGCCGGAUUGGAAGUGCGUCUUCACAUAUGUUCAGUCCAUUUAUCGUCGUUUCAAGGAUGAAGACUAACAGCCAGUUUAAAAUCGCAGCAGCAGCAGCAGCAACAGCAGCAAUAUAAUUCCAUUUUACGCCAAGACAUAACAUGACCGCUACUCGUAGAGAAAAGUUUUUCUAACUCAUAUGUGGUUGGAAGAACAAUAUAUAGCCAUUUCUUUUUUUAUACGCAGUCAGAUUGACGUUCUUGCGGCCACAUGUGAAUCAAAUCUGGUAGUAAGCGUAGAAUUUGAGGCAAUAUUUUAUGAUGAUGAUGAUGAUGACGAUGAUGACAGCAAUGAUGAUGAUGAGUCAUUGAAAUUAGUCUCACGACCGCGUGAGAAGCUAUGCAUUCGUACAUAUCUUAUAUUUUCAUAUCUCGUACAUGUCUUAUAUUUUUCUGGCACGCAGCCUUACUAACGUGUAAUUACUUUGUACCGAUGCUGAUGCAGCGGCUAAUGGGUUUUAUAAAAACGCACAAUAGUAUCCACGUGUAAGCGAAACGUAGAAUCGCUGCCAGUGACGUUAGCGUCGAUAAAACUAAUAAAGAUGUCUUAAGAGUACCAAAGAGAUUUCUCAAAUAUAAAUAUGUGAUAUGAGAA